AUGAAAUUGGAUUUUUUUCAGAAGAAAUUUUGGACAGCCAGCAGACAAUGUGCUGCGUUGGAUGGGAAGUGUUCCAUCAGCUGUGAUGAUGAGAAUAUCAAUUGCUACCUUAUUGACAACAAUGGCUUCAUUUUGGUAGCAGAGGACUACACUUUGACUGGGAAAUUCUUUGGUGAGGCCGAAGGAGCAGUCAUGAACAAGCUUCUGCUGAUGGGCUCUUUUAACAGGAUGGGGCGGUCCAUGCAGGUCCCGUGUGACACAGAGUACCCGGCCUUCAUCUCCGAGAGGACCAUCAAAGAGAACACGGGCCACACCGACUGCGACGGCUGCAUCAAGUCGUUUGUGAUCCAGCAGAUCCCCAGCAGUAACCUCUUCAUGGUGGUGGUGGACAACAAGUGUGACUGCAGCAUGUAUGAGCCCAUCACCAUGGACCCCAUCGAGAUCAUGUAUAAUGAAUCCCUCAAAUGCGAGCGUCUGAAGAUGCAGAAGGAUAGGAGGCGUCCAGACCCCUGCCACCCUUUCCACCCGGAGGAGAAUUCUAUGGAGUGUGGAGGAGCCUCAGGCCUUGCACCAUCUCUGUCUGCUAUAUUCCUGUGCGUCCUUCUCACAGUCAGUCCCAGAGCGCAGAAGCCAGGGCUGAGUAGUGCCGCUGAAAAUAUCCUCUGGAGCUCUCAGAGCGUGACCCCUGCUGCGAUGGAAAGAAAAGCCCUCAGUUCAUGUAGACCUCUUGGUGAGUUUGAGAACCUGGCGCGUAAUGCACCCUGUACUCACCCCUGUCCCAUCCAUCACUGCCCUGUGACCGACGGACUGUCCAAAGUUCGCUCUGACAAGAACCACAGAGCUAGACGCCCUCCUCUCUCUGACCACAUUCACACCACUCUCUUCACUGCACGGCGACUGGAGACUUGA
Molecule: messenger RNA, 909 nt
Organism: Knipowitschia caucasica
Lineage: Eukaryota; Metazoa; Chordata; Actinopteri; Gobiiformes; Gobiidae
Source: the annotation of a GenBank genome assembly